Messenger RNA from Rotaria sp. Silwood1, 366 nucleotides. NCBI's taxonomy places the organism in Eukaryota, Metazoa, Rotifera, Eurotatoria, Philodinida, Philodinidae. The record is from the annotation of a GenBank genome assembly.
AUGAAUGAUAUAAAUCCAUCUAAAAUACAAAAUGAUUUUUUAAAAGUAAAUACUAGACAAUUAGAUAAAAUAUCAUUUUCACGUGGAAUAUCUCCAACAUUUAUUCAAUCACGUCAUUUUCAUUUUGACCAAUUAUCACGUGAUAAUCGUGAUCUUGGUCAUCCGUCAAUAUAUCAAUCUCAAAUUUCAUCACCUUAUUCUUAUAAAUAUAGUGGAAUUCGUACAUACUUAGCUGGAACAAAUCAAGAAGGAUGCCGUUUAAAAGAUAAUUAUUGUUCACAUGAUUAUCAAUGUUGUUCAGGUAAAUGUCGAUGUGUUAGAUGGUCGAUUAUGGGAAAAAUGUCUUGUUGGAAAAAAUGUUUCUAA